AUGACGAGUUGUUCUCAAUAUUCUCUUCGCCAAUCUGGCAUCUACUGUAACCUGCCUACCUUUGACCCCAAUGUUAAGGGCCUCAAAGCCAUAGUUGGCGAUGCAUCGAGAAUUUCUGGCUUCCACACCAUUCGAGCACUACCAGACACACCGGUUCUUUGGGUAAAAGUUUAUGCAUUUUUGUCUGCCGAAGAGAUUGCGCAAUCACUUCGUGAAGCGGGUGUCAAGGCUGAAUAUGUCUUCUGUUACGCAUACCUGAAGUCCAAAUCCGAUCAGUCAGCAAUGGACCCCACUAUGGCUGAGGACCUUGUUAAGGCCAAUGUACCACCUUUUGAAACCUUUUUGGAUUCUCUGCCUCUUGCUGGUAUCAAACCAAGGCGCAUAUUGAUUCAGAGAGCAUCAAUCAAUGAUACCACUGAGAAUGCCUCCAUGAACACAUUUCUCGGCUUUGUCAUUUAUACUGCUGUCCAGGCACAGAAAGGAGAGCCUUUGUCAUUCGGGUCGAGCAUUGAAUCUUGGCAGUUCCAACGUUGCCACUAUACAGCAAGACUCACAGGCUAUCUUAGUGAAUUGGCAGUUCUUGAAGAAAAAUGUGCGAAUCAGUUCUUCAACUCUCAAGAUGGUGGGAUGUUGACCUAUGAUUGA
Exserohilum turcica Et28A is the source of this 645-nucleotide messenger RNA. RefSeq lists its product as uncharacterized. The transcript is spliced from 3 exons. The coding region runs from base 1 to 645 and encodes 214 amino acids. Lineage: Eukaryota; Fungi; Ascomycota; Dothideomycetes; Pleosporales; Pleosporaceae. The record is from RefSeq and is a predicted model, not a curated record.